Messenger RNA from Cladophialophora carrionii CBS 160.54, 1734 nucleotides. RefSeq lists its product as uncharacterized. The transcript has 2 exons. The coding region runs from base 1 to 1734 and encodes 577 amino acids. The record is from RefSeq and is a predicted model, not a curated record. Lineage: Eukaryota; Fungi; Ascomycota; Eurotiomycetes; Chaetothyriales; Herpotrichiellaceae.
AUGGCGGAGGAAGAUAUUCCGCUGCAACCCUUCAAGGAAGCACGCGAUUCGAACGACAAGUCUCCCAGCUCAACUCUAGGCUGGAAACGAAGAAAUGGACUGUUGCAGUUCAUUCGGCACAACCAAACCAUCCCUGUUGCACUCUGCGUCGGCUUCCUAUUUGGCAGUACAGCCAUUACUUUCACUUGGUGGCUCAGCGGCGAGAAGCUUCAAUGCCCUAAGUGGGCAAUUGACUGCUCAAUACCACCGCCAGUGGAAUGGCUGAGAGCCAACAUCGGUACUGUCCUAGGUUUUGUCACAUUCGUCUAUGCUACAAGCCUGGCAGCCAUGGCCGACCCUACAGUAUUGGACAAAUUGAGACUUUCCUAUCCGCCAGCCGCGGCUCGGUCCCCCUCGACACCAGUUGCCUUUCGCCAGGUUGCAAAUUUCGACGCCGCGCUCGUCUUGAUAUGCACCGCGUUGAUUACAUUCAUCCCACUUACGGCAGCGCCUCUCGUGGGCUAUGUCUUUCACCAGCAGAUAGUGCCUUUGGAAGCCAAGAGCAACUACACAGGUGGAGGUGGUACCGGGAGGCAUUUUACGCAGCACAACCUACCAGUAUCACUUCUGGCCCCUGCAGUCGUCAGGUAUGCCUCUUGGGCUGAGCCCCUGUCUACAGAGCCGAUGCAAGACUAUCGAGAUUGGUUCGUGGACAGAUACAAGCUGGCUGACAAGGGCAACCUCGCAGCUCAUGCAGUCAGGCUGAAAAAGACCAUUACCUGCCGAGGGUACCAAGUCAACAACAUCUCUGAAGGGAAGGUGUCCACACGAAUGGAAAAUCGCACUUUUGAUGACGGCCAAGGACCACUCCCUAGAGGGUCUGAGAAAGUGGGUUUGUUAAUGAGGCCCCAGCUGACGGUCUGGGCGGACGAUUGUCAGCUUCCUUCUUCCAGUCGGGCUCGCUCUACACUCGUCUUCGCAUCCUUGAACGGCACGAUUGAGAAUGGGAUACCAGCCUAUGUGGAGCAUGAGGAAAUUCAUUCGCUCGAAGCGGUCGCCUGCGACAUUGACAUCGAUCUGGUGGACGAUAUUCUUUGCAUCGGCAACGAGGAAUGCCGGGAGAAAGACUCGACAACUCAGACACUCACAUCGCUGCAAGAUAUCUAUCGCAAAUCACUGAACGAGAUUGCCGUGUGGAUGGCUAUGGCACCAAUAGUAGUUGGAGUAAGUGUAAAUGGUGCUCAGCCUCUGUUUUAUCACUCGCCCAACGCUCCUCUUCCCCAUCUAUACACGACGACAAUCGGAAAAGGAGACCAUUGGACUUCGGAGCAAUUGGAAGGUUUUAUCAAUGCCUCCAUCAGUGCAGUCGCGCAGGAGCUUGUGGUCAAUCAACCAGCCGCGCAUGAUGUGCAAAUACAAUCACUCACCACGACGGUCAAGUUGGCGAGUGCGAGGGUCCGACUGCUCAUAUUGCCCGUUGCUACGAUGCUAAUCGUCACGGCUUUACUGGUUUCCUGGUCCGAGCUUCUUCACCGGAAGUACAAGAUACCGCUCAGGCGGCUGGCGAGUCUCAGCGAGUUCUUGAAAAGCUGCCAAACCGCACAUAUAGUCAAGGAGGCCAGCGUGGAUUCUCUCCAGGCCGAUACACCUUCCCAACUUGGACAACUGAAAGUGAAGUUUGGCAGGACGCUUGGAGUGGAUACAGACGGGACCCUCAUUGCUGGACUGGCCCGCCAAGUCAAGAGCUUUCCUUGA